UAUUUUAUUUUCUCUCUGACAGCAAAUGCAGACACAUUACGCAUUCCUGUUGGAGGACAGCUCGUUUAUGACACGACGUCAAAAACAGCAGACCUUUGCCUCUCACCGCACUUGUGUCCACCGUGUGUCCUCGAUGCUCUUUGCCAUCAGGACAAAAAGCCUAACCUGGGUACUACUGCCGCAACAUAUUCAACUGAACUGUCCUCGUCAUCCACUUCACCAUCCCCUACGGCAACGACAUCUUCUAGUACCGGGUUAACCUCGACAGCGUCGGCUCCAACCACUGAAACCACUGCACCGACUGAAGGACCGGCCAGCAGCACACCAGCGCCGACUCCAUCGAGUAGUACCACAGAGAAGACACAGCCAUCAGCUUCUCAGGUGACAUCCGCCACGGAAACUACGGAAGCAACGGAAUCAACAUACACUGCUAGUACAUACCCUACAAUUCCAACAACAGUUGGUGGUGGAAUGGAACAGGGAGGAGGUGAGCUGUUCCUUCUUGUAUUUCCGUUUUAGACAUUUAAGGUAUGUUCUAGAAUUUUUUUUUUUUAGAGGACCCUUCUGAAAACCACCACUAGGUGAUUGGAGGCCUCCUCUUAGAAUAUUUAUUUAUUGCUUAUUAUUUACUGUUAUAAGAAGGUUUAUCAAUUUAUAAAAUUUCCUUGCAUGGCGAAAUAACUAUUCGUAUUCAUCUCUGCGUUGGGUGACUCCCAAGGAGGAAUGGAGUCACUGUCGACCACUCAAUUUCCGAUCUUUUUGUUGUGCUAGUAGUUGUUUGGUAGCAUAGGUAUGUUCGUAAUGCCAGUCUAGUACACAAUUUACCAUCAACAUUCAAGUUAGCAUCAAAUGUCCGUUUUUAUUGACAUUGGACAUUUUCACUUUUCAUUUAAGCAAUGUCAUUUACACUGAGAGAGAAUUUCGAUUCUAGUCUACUAAGCCAAAGCUUAAGUCGCACACAGCUAGGCCACUGGCCCACACCUUUGGAGCGUAACUUGGUUUCUGUAGCAUGAAGCGUAGUAUUUCUAAGCCGAAGUGAGCACGCAGCAUCCAGUACAUGAUACCGUCAGGGAGGAAAAGCCAGCGAGGAAGUUGAGUGUCUUGUCAGAGUGCGACAUCAUGACCCCAACCAGCGCUCGAAACCUGGGCGUUUGCGCAGAAUUUUCUGAGCCAGCAAUUUGGCUACCUGUGUCACCCAAUUUAAUCUGCAUGCAUAUCUGUAAUUGAACAAGAGAGGGAAAAGAGACAGAGAAAAAUGAAAUCCAGUUUUUUUUUAAACAUAAACUAAAAGCCUCUACUUUUGCCGUGACAGAUUUUCUCCAAGUUGGCUUAAAAGAACAUAACAAGUAUCGUAAAAUACACAAUUCACCUGAAUUAACUCUGAGCUCACUGCUGAACAGAGAUGCACAGUCGACUGCAGAGAGAAUUGCGUCUCAGGGAAAACUUGCCCACACUGACGACGUGGAGUUAAAUGGACAAGGAGAAAAUCUAGGGAAACUUUGUGCCACAGAUGAGACUCCAGAGGAGAUCAUCUCAAAAGUUACGGAGAGAUGGUAAGUAAGCAUAUCAGGAUAAUUUUUUCCUCACGAUUUAUAUCACAGAUUCACCAUUGGUCUUGAUGUUCUAUAGUUAGUGGAAAGACAACUAGAUUGAGUGUGGUGUCUUUAGGUACACAUGUACGGCCGAGUUUCCUGACUGAGACAAGUAUUUAUGACUUUCAAUGACUUGCCUUUAAACACUCAUGACUAGCUGUUUGUGAUCCCUUGGUGACCAUUAACAACCCCCUCCUCUCUCUCCACUAGCUUUCAGAUAAACGCUCCGCUGUUAGGAAAGUUAGAGAGAUGAAUAUGUACAUGGGCAUGAUUAUUCUUCAUGGAGAAGCCAUUACAUACCCAACG
Orbicella faveolata is the source of this 1898-nucleotide messenger RNA. RefSeq names its product cell wall protein DAN4-like. The record is from RefSeq and is a predicted model, not a curated record. NCBI's taxonomy places the organism in Eukaryota, Metazoa, Cnidaria, Anthozoa, Scleractinia, Merulinidae.